CCGCGUGUAAAUCGGUUUAUUCAUUCAAAAGUUAUAGUGUUUCCAGAGUGUGGUUGUUACAUUUGCCCAUAGCGUUUCCAGACUGUAACCAGAGUGAAUACAUUUUGGAACCAAAAUGUAUUCUAAGUGGAUUAAUGCUGGAACCAUAGUGGAUAUAUGAUGAGAGCAGAGUUUUUCUAGAGUGAAUACAUGUUGAAACCACAUUGUAUUCAAAGUGGAUGCAUACUGCAACCAUAGCAAAACCAUGGUGAAUACAUGUUGACAACAGAGUGUUUUCAAAAUGUGUACGUGUUGAAAACAGAGCGUUUUCAAAGUGGAUACAGGCUAAAAAUAAAGUGUUUUCAGAGGGGAUACAUACUGUAACCAAUAAGUUUUCUGAGUAGAGGCAUACUAAAACCAGAGUGUAUCUUGAUUCAAUACAUUUUGUAAUCAAAAUGUUCCUACAGUGGAUACAUACGUCGCAAUAAAAACUUCAUUGUUAGUUCUCAAAAGAUUUAUCGUUUAAACGAUGAAAAAAUUUUAACGACAAUUUAUGGGACAGAGGACAUCGACCUUCAAGAUUUAUAUGUGAGAGAUCAGCAGUUAAAAUUGAGCAAUGUCGCCGUAAAAUUUAUUGAUUCGGAUGAUAAUCCUUUCACACUACGUGAUCGCAACUCGACAACAAGUCGUAUCAUAAUGACGAAACUUCCAAAGUAUAGUCCGCAGAUUACAUCUAAUGUUCUAUUUAAGCCAAAAGUCAUAAGAAAAAAUGACAUUCAGAGCUCAAAAAAAAAUGUAAAUUCGAAAUCAUCCGAAUUUUACCGUACUAUGAUGCCAAAAGAUUCUGAUAUUUUCAACGAUGUGAACGACAUAGAAAUUGAUGAAGCGCGAUCUACCGCGGAGGUCAUUGAUGACAGUGAGCCUCAUAGAAUGCAACGUACAAAGAAGACGGUGGGAAAAAAGUCAUUACAACGCUCUUUCAUGACACCUCAAACUGUCUCAGCAAGUGGACCCAGCUCACGAAAGACAAUCAUCCGCAGGCCGUUAGCUUCACUUAAUAAUAACUUAAGAAUGCUAAAAAAGAAAAUGAACAAUUUCAGUCAAUUACUACAAAACAAAAAUUCGAAAGACGUUCAACCAAAGAGGCCUCUCGAACAUCGCGAGCAUGAACGAAAGACCACUUAUAUGAUGCCUAACCUGUCCGAAUCCAUUGUAGUUGAAGAUGGCGAAGAGUUUGUUGUCAUUGGAGACACAGCAAUAAGAGCUGAAAAUUUAGCAGAAAUUUUAAGAAAGUCAACCAUGAGGCAACAGGUAAAUUUAAUAAUCAAAGAAUUGUGGCCAUCCGAGAUUUUAGAAAAUAUGUUUAUUAAUGAUCGUCAUAAAAAUGAAAAUCAUUUCAAAGUUACUAACCAAGAGUGCAAAAAAAUAAAAGAUUUAUGUUUAUACCUGCAACAAAAGCGAGAACUAUCAUGGAUCCCAGGAUCCAGAGAUGACAUCACAAUCUACUUAAAAACUUGGAUAGGAGCAUAUUUGAAUGAGCACCGGCGGCAAUUAAAAAUAAAAGAAGGAAACCAAACAUGAACUAACGAAAUUAAAGAAAUCAAAUUUAAUUAUUUUCUGUUAUUCGUUUAAAAGUUUAUACGAA
Cotesia glomerata is the source of this 1624-nucleotide messenger RNA. RefSeq lists its product as uncharacterized. The transcript is spliced from 6 exons. The record is from RefSeq and is a predicted model, not a curated record. Lineage: Eukaryota; Metazoa; Arthropoda; Insecta; Hymenoptera; Braconidae. The coding region runs from base 676 to 1560 and encodes 294 amino acids.